GUAUUAUUCAGAAUGGUAAAGCUGAGACUUCCUGGAGUUUUAAGUUUCGUUUCUCUUGUUUUUUUCUCCCUGACGGGCAGCAGCGAUGGCGACAGCGGCGUCUCCAGAGGAGAAGUUCUCCUGCUCCGUGUGUCUGGACCUCUUCACCGAGCCCACAACCAUUCCGUGCGGACACAGCUUCUGUCUGGACUGCAUCGGGAGCUACUGGGACCAGAGUGACCAAACCGGACUGUACAGCUGCCCCCAGUGCCGGGAGACCUUCACUCCCAGACCCGCUCUGCGCAAAAACAACGUCAUGACCGAACUGGUGGAAGAACUGAAGAAACCGAGAACUCUCGUCUCCAAAAAGGAAUCCGCAGCUCCCGCUCCUGUCUCUGCUGAGUCCGGAGGCGUGCCUUGUGAUUUCUGCACCGGCGAGAUGAAGCGCGGAGCGGUCAGGUCGUGUUUGACGUGCCUCGGCUCGUACUGCGAAGCGCACCUGCAGCCACACUACGAGAACGCGGUGCUGAAGAGGCACGCCCUGGUGCAGCCUCUGAGAGACUUCGAGCAGAAGCUUUGCAAACUGCACCAGAGAUUGCUGGAGCUUUACUGCAGAACCGAUCAGAGCUGUAUCUGCGUGCUGUGUCAACACAGUAAUCACCAGGAUCACACGGUUAUAUUAGCAGAGCGAGAGAGGGCGAAGAAACAGAAGGAGCUGGGGAAGAGACAGGCAGAAAUAGAAAAUCUAACUGAGAAGAGACUGAAAGAGCUGGAGACACUGAAACAGGCUGUGGAGUCGCUCAAGCUCUCGGCUCAGAAGGAAAGGGCUGAAAGCGAACAGGUCCUGUCUGAGCUGAUCCGCUCCAUUGAGAGAAUCAGGACGGAGGUGGGAGAGCUGAUUGGAGCUAAAGAGAAGGCUGCAGUGAGUCGGGCCGAUGAGCAAAGGGAACAACUGGAGCAGGAGAUCCAGGAGCUGAGAAAGAGGAAGGCUGAGAUGGAGCAGCUUUCUGAGACAGAGGAUCACAUCCACUUUCUGCAGAGUUUCCAGUCUGUCUGCGCCCCUCCUGCUGCUCAGCAGCUCUUUGAUAACAUAGACGACUCUUUCUGGACUCUGAGGAAAGCUGUGACUCGACUCAAGGACCACCUCGAGGGAUUCUGGAAGAUUGAGCUCAUGAAAGCAACUAUAGCAGCUGAUGUGGCUCUGGACCCUGAUACAGCACGCUUCAAUCUCAUCCUGUCAAAGGAUGGAAAGCAAGUCAGAACUGAUGAUGAACAACAGCCUCUCCCUGACAAUCCAAAGAGAUUUGAUCAUUAUGUAUAUGUCUUGGGCAAGGAGGGCUUCACCUCAGGGAGACACUACUGGGAGGUGGAAGUGGGGGAGAAGAUAUGCUGGAGACUCGGAGUCACCAGAGAGUCUUCUCAUAGGAAAGGUUCUUUCCCUGUGAACCCCCAGCAGGGUUUCUGGACCAUUAGGCGACAUGACACCAGCAAUCAGUUAAUUGCUUUCAGUGACCCCCAGACCCCCCUCCCCCUGACCCCGAAGCCCCGGAAGGUGGGAGUGUAUCUGGAUUAUGAGGGAGGGCAGCUCUCCUUUUACAAUGUGGAGACCAGAUCUCACAUCUACACUUUCACUGACACCUUCACUGAGAAACUCUAUCCAUUGUUUUGUCCAGGUCUCUCUUAUUCUGGUAAAAAUGCAGCUCCACUGAUCAUCUGCCCACAUACAUACAGAGAUUGAAUUCAGAUUUUUUAUUACUUGUAUUGAAGCUAUUUUGGUUCCUCGUUUUUAUACUUUGUUUGAGAUGUGCAAAUAUUAAAAAAAAGCUAAAGCUAGUGAGGGAAGAAAUUGUUUCUAAAGUCUUGUUUAGCACAAGAAAAGCCUUAUUAGUGUUUACACAAAAAAACUCUUAUUACUCCCACGAAGCAUUUAUUGUUCUUGUUACUCUUGUUGUGUUUCUUUAUUUUGUAUUUUAGUUUAUAUAUUUAAUUAUUUUUGAACUGUAACCUUGUAUUACAGUGUAACAUGUGUAAGUCGCUUUG
Messenger RNA from Acipenser ruthenus (sterlet), 2019 nucleotides. Its product is annotated as E3 ubiquitin-protein ligase TRIM39-like. The coding region runs from base 86 to 1717 and encodes 543 amino acids. Gene Ontology annotation, molecular function: protein binding; zinc ion binding. The record is from RefSeq and is a predicted model, not a curated record. Lineage: Eukaryota; Metazoa; Chordata; Actinopteri; Acipenseriformes; Acipenseridae. The transcript is spliced from 6 exons.